ACAUUAAGUACUCUGCUCGACCAAUGUAAACACCUGAAGGUUGGUGAACAUCUUGUCCUUCCUGUGUUUUUUCUCUGUGCAUAUUUUGUUCUGUGUUAGCAGCUACUGUGAAGAUCACGGUCGCCUGUAUAGGGUGGUAGAGCCUGAGAUAACUUUUGCUUUAAAAGGCACCAAGCCUCUCCACCUAGAAAUGGCAGCAAAGCUGCUAUGUUCUGGGGAACGAGUAAUUGUAGUUUAUACAAGAAGCUUACAGUCUCUCUGUUGUGGAAUAAGAAAAUUUUCAAGUCAAGGUCUUAAUGACUCAAAUGAAACAACUUCUAAACCUGAUGUUAAGGAAGUUUCAGGAGAACCACUCAAUUCAUGGUUAGACAUCAAAGCAGGAAUAUUUGGUCCAAGUGACCAACGCCUUCCUCUUCCUGGUAACAUUGGGCUCUGUCAGCAGCUGGAGCCUUGCCAGCUGCCACCUGUAAUAUAUAGGAAUCAGGGGAACUUGAAAAUUGCCCCAGAUAUUCUGACUAAAAAAACCAACCAUGAGCACCAGAUACAGGCUCUUGAUCAGUGUAACCCAACUGAGGUAACCAGAGUUGUUGAAAAACACAUACAAGGCAACAUCCCAGCAAUGCCUCAUCCCUCUGACAUCUUGGAGUGCAAGGCCCAGCAGUGUCCUGAUCUUGUGAAGAAAGAUUUUCUAGAUUUAUUUCCUAGGUAGUAACAUAAAGGAUGGUCCACUGGCUGUUGUCACCCUGAGCCAGAAGACGCAGCAUGACAUGGGUAGCUGGUCCGAAGAAAUGGAGCUAGGCCGAGGAACUUAUAGAAUAUUUCAUCCUUGCUGCUGAAGACAUAUGCAGUACCUUACAGGCAGAUGGCUACUGGGCUGAUUUUAUUGACCCCACGUCUGGCCGGCCAUACCAUGGACAGUUCACCAAUGCUACAUUGUUUGAAACCGAUGAACGCUAUCGC
Homarus americanus (American lobster) is the source of this 960-nucleotide messenger RNA. RefSeq names its product cobalamin trafficking protein CblD-like. Gene Ontology annotation, biological process: cobalamin metabolic process. NCBI's taxonomy places the organism in Eukaryota, Metazoa, Arthropoda, Malacostraca, Decapoda, Nephropidae. The coding region runs from base 191 to 709 and encodes 172 amino acids. The record is from RefSeq and is a predicted model, not a curated record. The transcript is spliced from 7 exons. Gene Ontology annotation, cellular component: mitochondrion.